Messenger RNA from Haplochromis burtoni (Burton's mouthbrooder), 2599 nucleotides. Its product is annotated as catenin delta-1. Gene Ontology annotation, biological process: cell-cell adhesion; cell-cell junction assembly. Gene Ontology annotation, molecular function: cadherin binding. The coding region runs from base 117 to 1058 and encodes 313 amino acids. Lineage: Eukaryota; Metazoa; Chordata; Actinopteri; Cichliformes; Cichlidae. The transcript is spliced from 10 exons. The record is from RefSeq and is a predicted model, not a curated record. Gene Ontology annotation, cellular component: adherens junction; cytoplasm; nucleus.
UUUCCUUUUCUCCCUCCUUAUUUCUUCCCACCCUAUUUCACUUCUUCCUCUCUGUGCUCUGUUUAGAUGAGUGGUUUUCCAAAGGAAAGAAGGAUGUAGAUGAUGGAAGUGCAGAUAUGGUUGAUAUUCCAAAGAGAACGACACCUGCCAGAGGUUAUGAGCUUUUGUUCCAGCCUGAAGUGGUUCGUGUUUACACGUCACUGCUCAAAGAGAGCCAGAACCCAUCGGUGCUCGAGGCUGCUGCCGGCGCCAUCCAGAACCUGUGUGCUGGCCGGUGGACUUAUGGUCGGUAUAUCAGGGCAAAGGUGCGUCAUGAGCAGGGACUCCCCAUGAUGGCAGAACUGCUGGCUCAUGGCAAUGAUCGUGUGGUCCGUGCAAUGUCUGGAGCUUUGAGGAAUCUUGCCAUUGACAACCGAAACUGUGAACUGCUAGGUUUGCAUGCAGUGCCUCACCUUGUGGCCAACCUGCCUGGAGCCCAGAAUCAGUCUGGGCGUAAUCUAUCCGAGGAGACAGUUGUGUCUGUACUGAGCACGCUCAGUGAGGUGCUAGGCAACAGAUUGGAGCCAGCAAAGGUCCUUCGAGAGAAACGAGGCAUCGAGAGCCUGGUGCUAAUCAACAAAGAUGGCAAGCGCUCUGAUCGCGAAGUGCGGGGGGCGAGCCAGGUCCUGCAGCUCGUCUGGGCUCACAAGGAACUGCGCCGACCUCUUGAGAAAGACGGCUGGAAGAAAACGGACUUCAUGGUUAACAUUAACCCAGGCACCACUACCACUAACGGCCCGAGCACUCGAGCUAACGGCACCUAUGAAGACAGCACUACACCCCUCCUGGACAGAGGGGAAAAGAGGGACAUGAUUCCCCUGAAUGACAUUGGCCCUGAGGCCUACUCUACACUGGACCAGAAAGAAAGGAGACACACUCUGGAUGAGACCACAGACACUUUACCGCGAGGGGUGUAUGGGGGCAGAAAGGGCUCCCUGCCUCUAUUGGACUCCUACGAUGAAAAACUGAUAGUUUGCAUCACCCAGACUGGGCCGUCCCUGCCCUACCACUGCUACUGAGGAGAGAAGAUCCAGACUCUCCCUCUCCUCACCUCUUCCUUUCCCCGUUUCUCUCUCUUAUCACCACACAAAUGGGAUCAAAACAUGGGGGCGGGGGGGUUGGCAUCCAAAGAAAGUGGUUGUGUUGCAGGCAAAGACUUUCAAGCAACACACACGUGCAAAUUCAGUUGUAGCAGCAGAAAUGUAUUCCGUUUAUAACUUAUAAUUAUUCUGUAAAGGCAAUCACCUUUGUUGACAAUCAUUUGAUUCUGGUGUUGUCCUCUGGCUUGCUUUUUUUUUUUUUUUUUUUUCAUGCUGUUAACUUUUUUUUCUCUUUUUUUUUUUUUUUCCUCUUGGCAAUUUUAUUGUCAUGUUACAGCCACCUGACAUUGGCCCUGAUAAGUUUGUAUUUAGACAUUUAAGUAGGGUAUAUACUGUAUAUAAAAAGAAAAGGGGGGUGACUGCAGUAGUUUUGGCUCAUUAAUUUAAUUAAUGGGAGGUUGGGACACACCGACAGCCCGCCCUGUAGAUUGAGAAUGUUUAUAUAGGAGUUAUUUUCCUGUCUAGAGUUAUUUUCUCUCAGUUGGGAUGACAAGAAAGGGCAGGUGUGUGUAUAUUUAUCAUACAGUAAACCUGUGGGUGUGUGUGUGUGCACGUGGAAAAUGAAUAUGGACCUUUUGAAUGAUAGUGUGUUGAUCCAGAUGACACCACAUGUUUUUCCAUCAGUUAUGCUUUUUUUUUUUUUUUUUUUUAAUUGUGUGCUCCUCUUCCUGUGAUGAAGCUGUUCUUGUUUUGUUCCCUUUUGUCCCUCCCCACAUGGAACAUUUAGGAGAAUUUCAGCUGCUUUAUUUUGGAUUUUCCUGUUUGGGUUUAGCCAACUAAACCAGCCAACACUUCAGACCUGGUACUGAGAUGAAGCUGUGAACAAACACUACUAAGCCACUAAAAUAUUUCGACAUACAGCUUCAGAAGGCCCUUAACCAUUCCUGUACACCUGCCUGUUCAUCUUUUCUUUUUCUUUCUUUUUUUUUUCUUCUGGACCAGCUGAAGUGACUUUGGAAGAAAUUUAAAUAUAAAAUUCUGUAGCUGUUUUUUAUACAUGCUUGACUGUAUUAAAACAUUUGGGAGGCUUCUGUACUCAGAGGAGACUCGAGUUUUAACAGGUUGGGAGAGAUACAGGUGUAAUUUAAACUGGGAGGCUGGCAGAAGGCACAUUUUGUUUUUGGGUUUGUUUUUUUUUUGUAUUUCUUUGUGCGUCUGUUUCUUUUUAUUUUCUGGAGGUUUAUAUGUAUGGGAGUGGUGGAUGAGAGCAUUAUGCAAUUUGUUCUACUUUAUAAUUCCACUUUUACAUCAGAGUUGCUUUAAAGGCAAAAGAGACCAAUCAUCUUUUUGUUUUUUACUCUUCACACACAUAGUAUAUUUGUACUGUUGCCUAUCCAUGUAAAAUUAUGAUGUACCAUUCAUUACCUGCCUUGGCUCUGAGAAGUUGCUUUCGUUUUUUCUUUUUUCAGUGACGUAUGUAACUGGUUGUUUUUUAUAAAUAAAGAUCUUUUCCUAGACAA